UUGCAUCUAGUGGUAUUUUAUGCCUCUGCUAGGUACUGCACUAUCUAGGUCACAAUACAUUAAAAAGAGCACCAAGGAUAUGCUUAGUGAAGACAUUUCUGAAGACCGACUCAUUUUUUGCACACACAUGAAUCAUUGGAUGCGGAUUGUCUUGUCUCAGGUACCAAGUUUACUUGGAUUACUAUAAAUAUUUUAAAGAAAUGUUCUAUUGGUGUCAAUGGAUUUCCGUUGCCUCUGGCACCCACCUGCUUACAUUCCCAAGGGAAACGAGGAGCGAAGGUUUGCAAACAAGCUGACACUUUAUGUCCAAUGAAUUGGAAGAAGCAACAACUUACAGAACUUGAGGAUCAUUGCACUUUUCCUGCUGACAUUUUGAUUGACAACACUGGUGGACAGACCAUUGACAAGUGCACUGCAUAUGGCCGUAUACUUCAUUACCUUUACUACAUGAAUCAGGCACCGUAUUCCAGGCUUUGACAGAUGAGACAGCCUGUGAAUGAAGCUGGGAUUUGGGCAACUCAAGGAUAGCCAGACCGCUUGAACAAGAUGCAGAGGCCUUGGUUGACGAGGCGUUUGAAAGACCAAGAGACUUCAUCAAUUCAUCACUGACAACAUCCAUCUGUAUUGCACAGCUCCUGACUGUAGCCCGAGCACAAUUUGUGCUGUGAAGAGACCUACCAUAUAUCAUGACCAGGGACUGGCAAGGACAGACUCUUGUGAUUAAAAGGACACACCAUUUGUACACAGGUGGUGUACUGUUGACUGGACACACUACAGCAGGGUGGAUUUGAUGAUGAAAGACAGUAUUUCAGGGUUUCUUGAAAUCUGCUGAUAAGACAUUGAUGACAUUAUUAUUGAAGAAAUAUUCGAAGACAUGGAAGAUUUUCCAAAAAAUCACAGACGACUUUCCAUGGACUCACCAGCAUAAUGGAAGAAACUGAAGGAGUGAACUGAGUUUUCCUCCCGGUUUGAACUUUGGCUUGAGAUUCCCACCUGGAGAACUACCACAGCAACUACCGAAGCAUCUGCACAUUCAGUUUGAAUUGUGACUCAAGUACAUUAGAUGUGUCAAGGAAUGAAGACUACUGAAUCAUCCCCAUUUUCAGUGAAGAUUGUGUGUUUUGUGUCUUCCUGUGGUGUCUACGCCCUCGAUGACCACUAACACUAAAUGUGCUUUCUAUUCUACUUUUUAGAUGUAACUGAUACAGAUGAUGGUACUCGUGAAAAUUCUAAGCCUGCACCCAGUGAGGACAGCCUUGCUCAGCCUGAGGCUGAGGCCCUGGCUGAGGCCGAACCAGAAUCAGAAGCUAUGGUGGCUGAGGCUGACUCAGAGCCAGAGGUGGAUGCUGAGGAUGAGCCAGAGGCGGAUGCUGAGGAUGAGCCAGAGGUCGACGCAGACGCUGAGCCAGAGGUGGAUGAGGAUGCAGACCCAGAGAUGGAUGAGGAGGCUGAGCCAGAGGCGGAGAGCGAACUGGCUGAGAUGGAUGCUGAAGCCAUGAAUUCCUCUAAAGAAGCUGAGGAUGAUCACCUAUCUGUCUCAAUCCAAAAUGAAGAUGCCAUCACCCUAGAUGUUGAUGGGGACGAUCUCCUGGAAACAGGUAAACAUGUGAAACUUCCAGAUCCAGAGGCAGAGAAGGGCACUGAUGAGCCAGAGGCCUCUGCUGAGACGGGCCCAGAUGAUGACAUGAAGGCGGAAGAGAUCGAGGGCCACAAAGAUGGUAAGAAAGAUGAUGGAUCCAGGGAGCUCACGAAGAAAGACAGCAGAGAGGCCUUGAAGAAAGCUGAAACGGGAGAUAAAGAAAAGGAUUCUGGGAAGAAAGGCCCCUCCACUACUGGGGCAUCAGGUCAAGCAAAGAGCUCUUCAAGAGACAGAGACGGAAAAGCUGCAAAGGAUGAAAAAGGAGUUGUCAGCAGUAGCAGCAACAGCAGCUCUCGUAACAUUUGGGUGAGCGGCCUGUCAUCAAACACCAAAGCAGCUGAUCUGAAGAACCUGUUUGGCAAAUACGGGAAGGUUCUAAGUGCGAAGGUGGUUACAAAUGCUCGCAGUCCUGGUUCAAAGUGUUACGGCUUGGUGACGAUGUCUUCUAGCACAGAAGUGACACGGUGUGUUUCCCACCUCGACUGCACAGAGCUCCACGGGCAGCAGAUAUAUGUGGAAAGGGCCAAAAAUGAUCCGUUCAAAAAAGAGCCCUCAAAGAAGGAAGCAGAGGACAAAGCAAGUUCCAGCAAAUCAAGUGAUAAGCGCAGCUCCACCGGGAUGAAAUUGACAAACAAAACACAGCCAUCUUACAAAAAAGAGGACAAGAAAAUGGAUAAACAGCCAGAAAAGGAGAGAGAUUUAUCCAAGAAACAGGAGACCAAAAGUGGAAAAUCUGACUCAGUUUCACCUAACUCGGGCCAAGGUUCCUCAAAGAAAGAUGACAGAAAGCAUGGGAGGGCAAAGAGUCCAGGCAAGAUGAUGAUGGCCGAUCAUGCCAAAGAUUCUAAUAUGGGCAAAAUGAGACCUUUUAGAAGGGGACGGUAUUUUGAUAAUAAACCAUUUGUUCACAUGAAUUUUCAAAGACGGCCCAAGUGGUUGAUUCCUCCUGAAGAGUUCGAGAUGAUGAAAGAUAAACAGCGACCUUUUGCUAAUAAAGGGGAAGACAUGGACAUCCUGCCUUUUGAGAAGAUAAAGGAGCAGAGGAUGCGUGAACGGAUGGCUCGUAUGGAGCGUGCACGUAGAGCUGUAGAGUUACGCAGGCGACGUGAAAUUGCAGAAAGAGAACGGCGUGAGCGUGAGCGUGUUCGGCUGUUGCGGGAGCGUGAAGAACGGGAAAAUCUGCUCCGGGAACGCCAAAGACUAGAGAUGGAAAGACAAAAGCUGGAGAGGGAGCGCUUGGAGAGGGAGAGGCUUGAGAGAGAGAGGAUCCGUAUAGAGCAGGAACGGCGUAAAGAGACAGAGCGCAUGGCACGUGAACGUGAGGAGCUACGAAGGCAACAGGAGCAGCUCCGCUAUGAGCAGGAAAAGAGAAACAACCUCAAAAGAGGCCGUGAAGUCGAACAUGGUCGGAGGGAUGAUUCUUAUUGGAAUGGCAACAAGAAGAUUCAGUCUGACUCUGAUGUCCGUCUGAACCAAGGCUCCAACUACAACCGGCAGCAGAACCGCUUUUCGAACUUCAACCCCCGAGAGAGGGGUCGCUUUCCAGAGCCUGCUGUCGAGCAGCCUAACACAUAUGACAGACGAAACCGGUUUGACGGUGAGCCUGAAGUAAAAAAGAGUCGCCCUGCUCCUCACAGAGAGAGCUCUGGCUUUGAGCGCUACCCCAAGAACUUUGAAACGGUUCGCAGAGCUGAGCCACCACCUCCUCCACGCACUGAACUCCGAGACACAGACCGCAGGGAAAGAGAUGAGAGACGGCCCGUACCCAUGCAUGAUCGUCCUAUGGGAGCUAGAGCUGCAAUGCCUGGCAUGUCGCACAACCGCUCACCCAGGGAUGGAGGGCAUGGAUGGAAAAAUGAUGGCAUGAAUGCCAACAAGGGAGAUAUGCGAGGACCUAUGCGAAUGCGUGCAGAGCGAUCAGGCAGAGAUGGACCUGGUCCAUCACUGAGAGGAGGUUCCUCAGCCAGAGGUGGAAGAAGCAGCUUUAAUGACCGAGAUGGUGGAAGACCCAUGGUGAUGAGUGACCAGCCAUUUAGCUCCGGCCGCCAGGUUGUAGUGGAACGUCACAGCAGGGAGCAGGGACUGAGGAAGGAGUGGCAUGGCGGGUCAAGUUCACAGGGCGCAGGAUUCCCUGACAAUCGCAGAAUGGGAGACAACCGGGGCAGCAUGAUGGCUCCACCUUCCAGUCACUCCUCGUCUGGAAUGAACCGAAUUGUACAGAUCACCAACAACCCCAUUCCCAGCGGUGGCAAUGUGGGUGGAUUCAAGCCCUUCAAAGGAACGCCACGGCAGUUCUAACUGCAACCAAAAUCUGCCACUUUAAAGCACCUGAACAUUUUAAGACUUUUCUGAACUCUUUAUUUUUUAGAGUAUCAACUGUUUUUAGGUGGCACAUUUGUUGCCGCGAGGUUGAUAACACUAUUUUAUUUUGUAUAGACAAGUGUUUACCUCAGUGUAGGGUAUUCCUGACAGUUCUGCUGUUACCAUUAAACAACCCCGUGCACAAGUUUUACUUGUAUUUAGGACGCUAUUGUACAGCUUUAGGUCUUUGUAACAAGUUUUCAAGUGAUGAUAUCACCUCCUUCAAUUGAGUGUUGUUUGUACAUUUUCAGUAGCCUAGUAUUGAGUUCAUUCUUCUGAAGGCAACCUCACACUCAGUUUUCCUGUGUUACAUGUCUUAUCUUAGUGUAUUAUAGAGCUCAUGAAGUGAUAUAGGAGUGUGUUGUUUUUUUCCUUUUUGAAAAGUCAUGCUUGGUGUGGAUGUCUUGUUUUGUAAAAAAAAGUUGUUGAAUUUACUCAAACAAUGUCUAACAAACCCUGUGUAGUAGCAAAAUACCUCCCGUAGGCCACAACUUGAAUUACUUUCAGGCCUUCAUCUCUGAAAUAAAUUUGACAUUUAAGUCUCUGUAGAGCAUUCAGUGGUGU
Scomber japonicus (chub mackerel) is the source of this 4564-nucleotide messenger RNA. RefSeq names its product SAFB-like, transcription modulator (gene sltm). The record is from RefSeq and is a predicted model, not a curated record. Bases 1169 to 3937 code for a protein of 922 amino acids. The transcript has 17 exons. Gene Ontology annotation, molecular function: RNA binding; sequence-specific DNA binding. Gene Ontology annotation, cellular component: nucleus. Gene Ontology annotation, biological process: regulation of mRNA processing; regulation of transcription by RNA polymerase II. NCBI's taxonomy places the organism in Eukaryota, Metazoa, Chordata, Actinopteri, Scombriformes, Scombridae.